Molecule: messenger RNA, 1566 nt
Organism: Astyanax mexicanus (Mexican tetra)
Lineage: Eukaryota; Metazoa; Chordata; Actinopteri; Characiformes; Acestrorhamphidae
Gene: eapp
Product: e2f-associated phosphoprotein
Exons: 6
Coding region: 121-1029 (302 amino acids)
Biological process (GO): positive regulation of cell population proliferation
Cellular component (GO): nucleus
Source: RefSeq, a predicted model, not a curated record
AAUGUCACGUGGAAGAGUCUUGCUCCGGAAAGACACAGCGCUGCUCUCUCGCCUGUUUGUGCUUUUAUUGCGUUCCUGUGUGUUUAUUUGUUUAUUUCCAUUUUCUGGAUUGAGAAAAAAAUGAACCGAAAAGAUGAAUAUGAUUCUUACGAGAUUGAGGAGCCGAGUGAUGAAGAAAGAGCAGUCAGCUCCGAAGAUGAGCUCGACAUUCUUCUUAAUGGAACUCCAGAUCAGAAGAAGAAGCUCAUCCGAGAGUAUUUGACGGGGGAGAGUGAGUCAUCCAGUGGUGAUGAGUUUGAGAAAGAGAUGGAGGCAGAGCUGAGCAGCACAAUGAAAUCCAUGGAGGGCAACUGGACCUUUCCAUCUUCUCAAGGCGAGGCCUCUCAGACUGGUGACAAUGCUUCAACACAAAACACGACCAGAACACAACCUCCGCAGUACGAUAACAUAUACUUUGAUUCAGAUUCAGAUGAGGAUGCUUUGCCCGGUGUCUCCAAGAAUCAGAGGAGAAAGCAGCGCACUGUACUUACCAAUGAUGAGUUAUUAUAUGACCCAGAUGAAGAUGAUCGGGAUCAGGCGUGGGUAGAUGCCAGGAGAAAAGAGUACAGAAGCCACAGAAGGUUUAGAUCAUCUGCAGACAAAAGAAACAAAUCCCACCCCCUCCCAAGCAGUGAUGCUGUCCUCAACUGUCCUGCGUGUAUGACUACGCUAUGUCUAGACUGUCAGAGACAUGAGAAGUAUAGAACGCAAUACAGAGCCAUGUUUGUGAUGAACUGUACAGUGAGUAAAGAUGAAGUCCUGAGGUAUAAAGCAGCCAAACAGAAGAACCGACGCAAGAAGAAAAGCCAUCAGGGGUCCACAGCUACAGAGAAUGAGGCAGAGGCAGGUCUGACUGACUCCAGACUGAGUGGAAUGGACGAGGAAGAGAUUUAUCAUCCAGUCAAGUGUACAGAGUGUUCUACUGAAGUGGCAGUGUUUGAUAAAGAUGAGGUCUACCAUUUCUUUAACAUCCUAGCAAGCCAUUGCUGAGUGGAUGAUGUGUGUGUGCUAAAAGACUCUGGCUGAUGCCCCUUUUCCUAAAGUCACUGUAUGGAGGGUAAUAUUGAAACACAGGUGAGAAUGUGGGGAUGUUUUAGAAGAUCUCUGUACUUAUGCACAUUUAUGUAAAUUAUCUGUAAUUUUUGAUUUAAGAAAAGUGGAUUUCCUUUUUUUUUUUUUAAUUUACAGAUACAUUUCAUAUAGUUUUACUUUGGUUUAAAAAAAGUAGAAUCACCUAUUCCAAACCAUGAUAAGCAAGAGGAAGUUUGUGUCUAUUCUGGCAUUAUUUGAAUAAAUCUUUUUGGGGACUGCUAUUUUAAAAAAAACGUUUUUUUUUGUUUUUUUUUAUGGAAAAUUACAGCUAGGGUUGGAUUCAACUGUGAAUCUGAACUCAUGGAUUAUCAGCUAGCUGUUGAUCUCUGUUUAAGGAAGCACUGGAUUGUGCUGGACACAUUACUUCGAGUUCAGAUAAGAAUUAUUUAUCUGAAAAUCUUCCAGAAUUAAAAUAGUUCCCCAAGAUCACUUUCA